This is a messenger RNA of Suricata suricatta (meerkat), 1493 nucleotides long. It is a transcript of the gene EPYC, whose product is annotated as epiphycan. NCBI's taxonomy places the organism in Eukaryota, Metazoa, Chordata, Mammalia, Carnivora, Herpestidae. The record is from RefSeq and is a predicted model, not a curated record. Gene Ontology annotation, molecular function: protein binding. The transcript has 7 exons. The coding region runs from base 73 to 1038 and encodes 321 amino acids.
GCACUACUGGCUCGGCGUCCUCAGUCACUUUGUGCCAUUUCACCAAGUAGGAGCCAAAGGAAAGCUUGAAACAUGAAAAUGUUAGCGAGACUUGUUCUGGGACUUGUCAUCUUUGAUGCCGCUGUGACUGCUCCAACUCUGGACACCAUCAACUAUGACUCAGAAACUUACGAGGCCACUUUGGAUGACCUGGAUAAUUUAUACAACUAUGAAAACAUACCUAUUGGUCAAGCUGAGAUUGAAAUAGCCACAGUGAUGCCUUCUGGGAACAGAGAGCUCCUCACCCCACCCCCACAGCCAGAGGAGGCUGAGGAAGAGGAGGAGGAGGAGUCCACUCCCAGACUUACCGACGGCUCUUCCCCCCAGGAGCCUGAGUUCACUGGGGUUCUGGGCCCACACACCAAUGAAGACUUUCCAACCUGCCUUCUCUGUACAUGUAUAAGUACCACCGUAUACUGCGAUGACCAUGAACUUGAUGCUAUUCCUCCGCUGCCCAAGAACACCGCUUAUUUCUAUUCCCGCUUCAACAGAAUUAAAAAGAUCAACAAAAAUGAUUUUGCAAGCCUAAACGAUUUAAGAAGAAUUGAUCUGACAUCCAAUCUAAUAUCUGAGAUUGAUGAGGAGGCAUUCAGAAAGCUACCUCAACUUCGAGAGCUUGUCCUGCGUGACAACAAAAUAAGGCAGCUCCCAGAAUUGCCAAACACUUUGACAUUUAUUGAUAUUAGCAACAAUAGGCUGGGGAGGAAAGGAAUAAAGCAAGAAGCAUUUAAAGAUAUGUAUGAUCUCCAUCAUCUCUACCUCACCGAUAACAAUUUGGACCACAUCCCUCUGCCACUCCCAGAAAACCUACGGGCCCUUCACCUCCAGAAUAACAACAUUUUCGAGAUGCAUGAAGAUACCUUCUGCAAUGUUAAAAAUUUGACUUACAUCCGAAAGGCGCUAGAGGAUAUUAGAUUGGAUGGAAACCCUAUCAAUCUUAGCAAAACUCCUCAAGCGUACAUGUGCCUACCUCGUUUGCCUAUUGGAAGUCUCGUCUAAUUGCUGAUAAUGGUUAGCAUUAUGGUGCCACUACCAUGGAACAAUUCUUACUGCUCUCUUCGGAAACAAAAACUCAGCCUGAUACUUUCAAAUUGUGUUCUUAAAAAUGAUAUAAUUUCAUGAAAUACAACUAAAAGUUUUAAGAUAUGAUGGCAAUUUAGUAAUUUAAGCAAACACCAGAUGAGUCAGGGAUAAAACCAAAUGAGGUACAGAAAGGGAGAAGUUAAAUGAUAAAAAAAUAUAUUUUGCAGCUAUUCUUGUAAAUUACAUGUAACUUGCAGGUUUUAAGGAUUUCUACCCAUAUAAUUUCAAGUUCAGUACAUAAUAAAGAAAAAACUUGAGAUGAGCACUCUAGGUGCAUUGUCAAGAUUUAGAUGUUUUUAAUUAAACUUUUCUAUUCCUUUUUUUUUUCACUAAAGCAUGUUUCUGUUUCCAAAUUGAUUAAAGAUAAUCAA